This is a messenger RNA of Misgurnus anguillicaudatus (oriental weatherfish), 2639 nucleotides long. RefSeq names its product somatostatin receptor type 5. Gene Ontology annotation, molecular function: G protein-coupled receptor activity. Lineage: Eukaryota; Metazoa; Chordata; Actinopteri; Cypriniformes; Cobitidae. Gene Ontology annotation, biological process: G protein-coupled receptor signaling pathway. The record is from RefSeq and is a predicted model, not a curated record. Gene Ontology annotation, cellular component: plasma membrane.
UGUGUGUACAGAACAGGAUUUUUUCUAGUAAAUGCACAAUAUUUAUGAUUAUGCACAAUGACAAAGAUCUUCCCACCUUAUUACAAAUCACAAAUUCUUGCUUUCUCAGGUUUGCACAGAUUCACACACACACACACACACACACUGAAAGGAUUCAAGUCGAACAGUGAAAACAGUGAGUAACCCGAGCAGAUGGCAUCAAUCAGCAAUAAGCAAUAAGUACCGGAAGACUUCAGCUUUCACAGGCUGGUUAUGGGGAAAGAGACAAGACUUCAUGUUACACAACGAGAAUACAUAAAACCAACAAAUCACAUAUUGUCUCACUUUAUAAUUACGAGCCUGUCCGAAUGUGUGCGUUGGCAGUGUUCUUGUUUUUCUGUAUGUGUGGUGUUUUCUCCAUCAGGAGCAGGUCGUGGAACAUCAAGUAUUUGUAUAUGAAAAUUAAGUCCCUGAUUAACUUUCUCAACCCUUCAACAGUGCCUCAUAAUUGUUUUUCUCUCCCUUAAAUGUCUCUCUGAAAAAAUGAACGUUGCUAUAUUCUAAUAAGCCAAGAUCAGGCAAGGUUGAAAUUGAAGCUUACAGAUGUGCAUAUGAAUAAGCUAAUUGAGGUGUGCACUCAUGUGUGUGUGCGUGCAUGUGUGCGUGUGUGUGUGUAAGGAUGGAUUGUUUUUGUUAAGGGGAUGGCUGUGUCAAAAGACACUCAGCAUCUGAGAAGAAGAGGAGAAGUUUGCCAACAGAUUGCCAGACUGAUGCCUGAUCAAACACUGGCUGAUUCUUCAUACUUUCCAAUAUGCCUGCCAUUGUCAACCUGCUCUUCAAUACAGUGUCCACCAACACCACCAUCUCCUUCUCCCUGGUGCUGCCUCUGGUCAGCAUCGUCUCUCUGUUGGUGGGGGUUGGAGGUCAUCUGCUCGUGUGGUUGGUUUUAAUGCGUAACCCACGGAGACGUUCCAAGCCCAGUUCGGUCCUCCUUUUGAACCUGAGUUUCGCUGAUCUUUGCGCUUUACUCACCCUGCCCUGUGUGCUGCUGAGUGCCAGCUCUCAGAACUGGCAGCUGGGCGGAGAAGUUUGCGUGCUGUUGAGUUUCAUGACCUCUCUGACCGCCGGGGUGGACAUCUUCAGCCUGGCUGCGCUCUCGGUGCUGCGUUACCGGAUAGUUGCACCGUCGACCCGGCCCCCUGCAACCCCUGCACAGGUAGCUGGCACAGUUGCUGUUAUCUGGCUGGUUUCCAUCGCCAUGGCUCUACCUAAGGUCACCUACAUCCAGUUUGACAGCGGCUGCACUUGGUCGGUGGGACGUGGUCACUGGCUAGGCUUCCUUGUUCCUGCAUUUCUGGUGUACUACGUCGCUCCUCUGCUUUGCAUCGCCCUGCACUGCGGCCUCAUCAUCACACACCUGUACCGGUGCCGGGGCACGCUGGCCGCAGACCACCGCAAUAAAAAAGCCACCGCACUUCUCAUCGGCUCCACCUUGGUGUUUGCCAUCAGCUGGCUGCCCUACUACAUACUGGAGUUUGUGAACGUUUUGUCGCCAUCCCUGCAUUCCGUCAGCUCACCGGUCGAUUGGCCCGUAAGCCCCGCCUCCCCGUUGGAAUCAAGUACGGAGGUGUCACUGCUCUGGGAGGUGACUUCGCUGUCUGCCAUCCUUCUGAUUUGUCUGGCACCUUGCUGGAACCCGCCACUCUACUUCCUGCUAUCUAAGCCAGCCCUGAGGCAACUGAGAGCGCUGCUACCCAAAAUGCACAAGCGCUGGAGAGCCGCUACCUUCUUACAGCACGUUGUGCCAAAACACGCUCCCACACAACCCCACUCACAGCCUGGGUCUCAACACGCUGCGCAGAUGCUCCCAGUAACACAAGCGCAAUGAGAAUCUCUUACACGCACAUCCACUCAGUACAGUCUAGAGGCGGCACGCAAGACUGGUGGAUGGCAAACACACCCACAUGCAUGCGCAAAGUACACAUACACACACCCCACACACAAUGACAGGUGUUUUCUGUUUGAGCAUCCUCAUCUUUUUCAUGGUGGCUGAGAUUGUGAGUUGCUUAGUAACACUACAGAGAGGGUAGAAGCAUAAGACCAUGGACCUCUGCAUUUUAUACUCAGCAUUACACUUGUUCAAGCACACCAGCUGCUCCCUCUUGCCAUCUCUCCAAAUCUCACUCUCUCAAGCUCUCUCAGUCACACAAAAAUUGCUUCUUGCCCUCGUACCACAGCAGAUUUUCAUCACCGUUUAACAUCAGCAUGUUCUUGACAACAUAUGCAUUCGUUUUAAUUUGCUUGUAAUCGUGUUUUGUGUUUCUGAUCGCUAGUGUGGUGAAUAAUCAUUUAGUUUUGUGUUGGCUGGCACUGUAUAUUAAAUAAAUCGUCUGUAUAAAGUAAAUGUAGCUCAUCACUGGUGUCAAUAUGUUCUGUAAUGGCGGCCUUCAUCAGUUUUAUGUGAAACGUAAUGCACUGUGAUUUGCAUUGGAAAAGUGCAUAAUGAUUUCCCAUUAAUGACAGAAUCGCACAGAGCUUUUCUCCAAACUGUGUCACCUGCUGAUGAGUCAUCUCUCUUUACAGGAUUUUCACUCUAUGCUACUGUAUGUUGUAGCCUGAUGUGUAAUAAAAUGGGGAUCUGAAUUGAUCCUACAAUUUUC